CUGUAUAUAAAAGAGUGGUGUAUGAAUUGUGCAACAGAAAGUAUGUUCACAUACUGGGGACACAGAAAGGGCCAUGUAACGUGCGCCCAGGGCAGUGGUGCUGAAACAGACUUGCAGAAACUUCGAGUAGAAAUUACAGGCUGCACCACACUGCUCACACGGAGACACAUGCAGCAACUAACUUCCCUCAUCCUUUUGAACCUGGCUGGGUUGUGUUUUUCAGCAGCUCCUCCUCCAACAGCAGCUCCACUUUUCACUAGGCCGUUUGUGGUCAUAUGGAAUGCCCCCAUCUACAGAUGCAAUCAACUGCAGGUGCCACUGGAUUUGGAUGUGUUUCAGGCCGUCACCACACCAGCCAAAGUCCCGAACCAAACACUGACUCUCUUCUACAAAAAUCGAAUAGGGCUCUUUCCUUACACAGACGUUAAAACUUUGACACAGUACAAUGGUGGCAUUCCACAGAAGGGAAACCUAAAUGCCAGUCUGCAAAAAGCCAAAAAAGAGUUCAACCAGUACAUUCCAUCAUCCAUACCUGGCCUGGCUGUCCUGGACUGGGAGGAGUGGUUUCCUUUGUUUGACAGAAAUGCAGACUUAAGAGAGAUCUAUAAGGCGCUAUCCAUAAACUACACCCUUCAACAGAAUCCAUCCCUCACAAGCAAACAAGCUACAGUGAAAGCCAAAGAGCAAUUUGAGAAAGCUGCCAGAAGUUUCAUGGAAGAAACGUUGAAGUUAGGAAUCUCACAAAGACCAAAUUUUCUCUGGGGCUUUUAUUUGUUUCCUGACUGCUACAACUACGAUUUUGAGAAACCAAGCUAUACAGGGAGAUGCUCUCAGACCACAAUACAGUUAAAUACUGAACUUCUCUGGAUGUGGGAGGCAAGCACCGCCCUCUUACCAUCAGCAUACAUGCCUGUUUCUAUAAGUGGAACCCAGAAAGCAGCGCUAUUCAUCCGAAACCAGGUGCUAGAGGCGAUGAGAGUCGCAGAUAUGCCUCAGCGGCCCUACACUGCACCUAUUUAUUUGUACCUGCGACCCCAUUUGCUGGAACAGAAAGAGCAAUACAUGCAAGAGGUUGAUCUGAUUCGGAGUAUUGGUGAGAGUGCAGCUCUGGGGGCUGCUGGAUGUGUGCUAUGGGGAUCUAGCUAUGAUUUUAAUGACAAGGCAUCAUGUGAAUCCCUUUCUGCCUACUUGUCUAACACACUAAAUAAAUACAUCAUCAAUGUUACAACUGCGGCUGAACUGUGCAGUGACCUGCUGUGUCAAGGCAAUGGGCGCUGUGUCCGUAAAAGCUAUGACUCAGACGACUAUCUACACCUCAACAUAAGCAGCUUUAAUAUACAGAAGAUUGAUGGGAUGUAUAACAUCACUGGGGAACCUUCUAUCACCGACCUCACUGCCUGGGCUGACAAGUUCACCUGUCAGUGCUAUGAGGACAAGAAAUGCACAGCUCAAAUUCCCUCCGGAUUUGAGUAUAGUGAUAGAAGUGUCGCUGGACACCUGACAGUACUGCUUGCUGCAUAUCUGCUAGGUGAAUUGUCAUAGUUUUCAAGAAAGUCACACAUUUUACACUGAAUGAAAUGAGGAAAUAAACCUUCUGGAGAAUUCAAAUCAACAUCUUAAGAACACUCAUUUCCUCCUGUCCCGAAUCCUGCAAUUAUAAAUGACUGCAUUCCACUGAUUACCUGUGAUGUUUCAUCUUUAGCCACAUCUAUAUUAGUAAUUUGUAAAGGUUCAUGUUUUUUUACAUGACUGAAGUAAAUGUCUACUGCUACAUAAAUAAUGUACAGUGAACAUAAUAAUAAUUUACUGCAGAAUAUAUAGUGCUUUGGCUUGGCCAUUCCAGGACAUAGAACUUCUUACUAUUAGCUUAUAUUAUAUCCAGUUACAAUCGCAAAGCAGCUGCCUCAACACUGGUGUGUGCCGUGGGGCUCUAGCUAUGAUUUUAAUGACAUGGCAAUGACUUGUGUUUUUAUAAAUCAUAUUAGUUUUUAAUUCCAUUUUCUUUACAAAACAAGAUUUUUUGCUCUUUAACAUCUGACUCAACCCAUCAGCUGCAGUAAUUAACACAGUGCUUAAUGAGGUUAAAAUGGUUCUGUUGGAGCUGGGAAUAAGCCAAUAUGUAGUCCUACACUGCAGAGGCAUCCAAGAACUUGAUUAAGAAAAAUAUGCAAUAGUAAUGUAGCCCAAUAUUUGUGGAGUUUUAUGCUUAAUUUUUUAAAAUAAAUUAUUUUUAUUCACAAUAUGUAUUGUUUCCUCUGAUGUACAGUGGGGUUCAAAAGUCUGAGACCACACUGAAUAUCUGGGAUUUUUUUUUUUUCAUUUAAAAUUGGAAAUAAACAGAAGGUUUUAGAAUUUUAAAUUUUAAAAACAAAGAAAGUAAAUGUUCAAUAUCUUGAAUAUUUAAUAUUCAAGGUCCCUAUUUACAGUAAAUGUAAGCAGAUUAUUUCUAUUUCUAUUUCUAGGUCCCUUUAUAAAUGUAAGCAAAUUAGUGUUAUUGACCAUGUUAACUGCUUUGUACAAAAGGUCAGAUUUUCUCUCCUCUUCUAUUGAAGCAUGUGUUCAAACGACACUCCAAUGAAUUUGAUCAAAAAUGGAUCAUAAGGUUUUGCAACUUGUGGAGUCCAUGCCAGCUCGAGUGCACACUGUUAUUAUAGCAAAAAGGGGACAUACCAAAUACUAAUAAACUAAGAUUCUACUUUUCACUCAAGUUGUUGUCAAUAAUAUAAUUUUCUAUUGAAAAUUGUUGUAUUAGAUUAGAAAAUAAUGCAAAAUAGAAGCAUUUUCACUAGUGCUCUCAGAGUUUUGGACCCCACUGUAUGUCAAUGUUUAGAGCCGUAGGUGAUGAUGAAUAAUACUUUGCCUGUAAUUCAAACUUACUUUUCAGGAAUCAUAUGAAUCUCUUUCUAUAUACUUGUCUAACAAUAAAUACGUAUGCUGUCAAUGUUACACCUGUGGCUGAACUGUGCAGUGACCUUCUGUCAAGGUAAUGGACACUGUGUCUGUAAAAGCUAUGACUCAGAUGACUACCUACACUUCAACAUAAACAGCUUUAAUAUACAGAAGAUGGAUGGGAUGUAUAAAGUCACUGACCUUACUGCCUGGGCUGACAAGUUCACCUGUCAGUGCUGUGAGGACAAAAACUGCACAGCUCAGUUUGAAUCUUUAUCUAGCUACAGUAAUGUUUAGAAAUGUAAUAUGACAAUUAAAAAAUAUUUUAAUUGCACCAAAUAUUUCUGAUGUUUAAAUAUAACUUCAUAUGAUUCAUAUAAGAUAACCUUUCAGCACAUUCUUUUCUACCAUUUAUGUAUAUUCACCCAGUUUUUUUCUUGGGUGCUAUGUUGCUUG
Messenger RNA from Pangasianodon hypophthalmus (striped catfish), 3345 nucleotides. Its product is annotated as hyaluronidase-4. Gene Ontology annotation, cellular component: acrosomal vesicle. Gene Ontology annotation, molecular function: hyalurononglucosaminidase activity. The transcript has 4 exons. The record is from RefSeq and is a predicted model, not a curated record. Lineage: Eukaryota; Metazoa; Chordata; Actinopteri; Siluriformes; Pangasiidae. Gene Ontology annotation, biological process: hyaluronan catabolic process; carbohydrate metabolic process. The coding region runs from base 22 to 1542 and encodes 506 amino acids.